Molecule: messenger RNA, 426 nt
Organism: Limulus polyphemus (Atlantic horseshoe crab)
Lineage: Eukaryota; Metazoa; Arthropoda; Merostomata; Xiphosura; Limulidae
Product: propionyl-CoA carboxylase beta chain, mitochondrial-like
Exons: 4
Cellular component (GO): mitochondrion
Molecular function (GO): propionyl-CoA carboxylase activity
Source: RefSeq, a predicted model, not a curated record
UACCCUGGAGAUAGUGUUGUAACAGGUCAUGGAUUGAUUCAUGGAAGAACUGCCUUUAUCUUUAGCCAGGAUUUUACAGUCUUUGGAGGUAGUCUGUCAAGUAUCCAUGCCAAGAAAGUCUGCAAAGUUAUGGAUCAGGCCAUGCUUGUUGGUGCUCCAGUCAUAGGUCUGAAUGAUUCUGGUGGAGCAAGAAUCCAGGAAGGUGUAGAAUCUUUGGCAGGAUAUGCUGAUAUUUUCCAGAGAAAUGUCAUGGCUUCAGGAGUCAUUCCUCAAAUUUCAUUAAUCAUGGGACCUUGUGCUGGUGGUGCAGUUUACUCACCAGUUCUAACAGACUUCUUAUUUAUGGUGAAGGACACUUCAUACUUGUUUAUCACAGGCCCUGAAGUUGUAAAAGUAAGUGUUAUAUUUAAUCAUUUUAUAAAGUGA